This is a messenger RNA of Actinia tenebrosa (Australian red waratah sea anemone), 701 nucleotides long. Its product is annotated as nucleoredoxin-like protein 2. The record is from RefSeq and is a predicted model, not a curated record. Gene Ontology annotation, biological process: sensory perception; photoreceptor cell maintenance. NCBI's taxonomy places the organism in Eukaryota, Metazoa, Cnidaria, Anthozoa, Actiniaria, Actiniidae.
UGGUCGCUCGUUAGUCGCCCGUUAAUCGCCCUUUGAGUCACCCAUCAUAAAAGAAUAUYAAGUCUGACGACAUCACUGAAAGAAUAUCAUGGGGUUUUUCGAAGGACACAAACUAAAGAACAAAUCAGGCGAGCUUGUUAAUGCUGUGGAAGCACUUAAGAACAAGGUUAUACUUGUGUAUUUUUCAGCUCAUUGGUGUCCGCCAUGUCGAAUGUUUACCCCAACUCUCAAAGAUUGCUACGAAGAACUGGUGGAGGAAGGAUGUCAGAUAGGAAUAGUAUUCGUCUCGUCGGAUAGAAGUGAGGAUGACAUGAAUAGCUAUUUUCAAGGCCAUCAUGGCGACUGGUUUGUCGUUCCCUUUGGUGAUAAAGAGCUCAUAGAUUCACUGAAGAAGGAAUGCAAAGUUUCGGGAAUCCCGAAGCUUGUCGUGGUUGACGAAAAUGGCCGGAUGCUAUAUGAUGGUGCAAGAAAUGAUGUGCAGGCUACUUCGCCCAAGUUAGCCUUUAAAAAGUGGAAAGAACUCUAUGAAGCAUAAAGUUGAUGACGAUGAGUUAGGGUAACUUCACUUAAUAUGAUAAUUUAAUUUUGAAAUGUUUGCAAUUUGGAAUAAUAUUAAAACACAGAAACAGUCCUUGACCGACUACUAGGCUGCACGUACUGUAAACAGUCAAUCAGUAAUAAAGCAUUAUGUUGAAACUGAC